Molecule: messenger RNA, 2214 nt
Organism: Acytostelium subglobosum LB1
Lineage: Eukaryota; Evosea; Eumycetozoa; Acytosteliales; Acytosteliaceae
Exons: 8
Coding region: 1-2214 (737 amino acids)
Biological process (GO): intracellular signal transduction; peptidyl-serine phosphorylation
Molecular function (GO): ATP binding; protein serine/threonine kinase activity
Source: RefSeq, a predicted model, not a curated record
AUGGUGUUGGAUGGAGCUGACGAGCCCAUUAAUAUUGCAGCCCAAUCUUAUCAUGGACUGCCCUCUCCACUAAUUGCAAAGAGGAUUACAAAUAUCCUUCACAAUCAUGCUCUAUUGUCAUCAAUGGAGAAGGGAGGCCACCUCAACAACAACAACACUUUAGCACAUCUUGAGCCAAGAGUCAUUGAACAUAAGAUCAUGAACGACCAUUCGCCCUCCAAAAGAGGACUCAUUCGAUCCAAGAGCUUCUGUCCUCCCAAGCAUGAAGCAGACUCUACAAAGAUGUCCCCUCCUCAAAGAAAGAUGGCUAGAUCAUUCUCCGAUCUACCUAUAAUGCGACCAUACGAGACUGGUUCAGUUAUGUGUAGAAUAUGUGAGGAGAUGAUAUCAUCUACACUUUUGGAAGAGCAUUCCAAGGUCUGUGUAUUGUCCGCCAAGGAGAACAUGAAGGCCAUGACCAUUGAUGAUCAAUUGAUGACGAUUUCCAAGAUAUUGAUCACUGAUAGUACACCAAACACAUUGAGCAAUCAUCAGAGACUCCUGGAGGAUGUCAAGGAUAUUGCCAUUCGCGCAGUUGAGUGUGAUACAAUGGAGCUAUCAACACUUCUGAGUCAACUCAAGCUGAAGAGACGUCUUUACCUAUGCUUUGACGAGAACUACAAAUGGAUACAAGAUAUUGAAGCACUCAUCCUUGAGAAGACCAAGGUGCUCAAGAAGGCAGAGGAGGUGAUGAACUCAUCGCCCACUCUCUUUCCAUCACGCGAGUCUCAAUCACCAGAGCUCACACCACGACAAAGACGUGACUCUGCACCUGGCAAGUUGGUUAAGGGCAUCCCCACCAUCGAGGACUUCCAUCGCAUCAAGACCAUCACUCGUGGAGGCUUUGGCACUGUCUUUCUAGCGAGAAAGAAGACCACUGGCGAUAUCUACGCCAUCAAGCGAUUGAAGAAGGCUGACAUGAUCAUGAAGAACCAAGUGGACCAUGUCAAGGUGGAGCGCAACAUCCUGGCACAGACCAGUAACCCCUACGUUGUAAAGAUGUACUACUCAUUCCAGACUGAUGAGUACUUCUACCUGGUGAUGGAGUAUGUCGAGGGCGGCGACUGCUUCUCCCUUCUCCAAGUCUUUAGCAUGUUGGACGAGGACCUUGCUCGUCUGAUAAUUGCAGAGACUGUGCUGGCCUUGGAGUACCUGCACAAACAAGGAAUCAUCCAUCGUGAUAUCAAGCCAGACAACAUCCUGAUCGAUCGCAAUGGACACAUCAAGCUGACGGAUUUCGGUCUUUCCAAGAUUGGUGUCAAGCCUCGUAUCUAUUUCCGUGGAUUUGAUGGCAAGGACCGCCACUCUGUCAUCCGUCGCCGAGUCCGUGCAUCCCUACCAAGCACCAACUCACAAGGCCAAAUUGCUGAGCCCAGCCACACCUCGACCACUGGCGCCGACAAGUCAGAGACCUCCACAUCUUCGAGACACGCUCGCAAGUACAGCUGUGUUGGCACGCCAGACUACAUUGCACCAGAGAUACUUCGAGGAGUAGAGCAUGGCAAGGAGGUGGACUGGUUCUCAGUCGGUGCCAUGCUGUUUGAAUUGCUGACUGGAAUAGCGCCAUUCAAUGCAGAGACGGUGGACUGCAUCUGCACCAACAUCCUGGAGCGCAACAUCAGAUGGCCGGAUGAGCCUGGUAUCCUUUCUGACGAUGCUCGCGACCUCAUCGACAAGUUGUUGGCACUCGAUCCAACUGCACGACUUGGUCACAAUGGCAUCGAUGAGAUCAAGUCACAUCCAUUCUUCAAAGGAAUCAACUGGGACACAAUCCGAUCACAACAAUCACCUUUCACACCGAGACUUGAUCAUGCUGAGGACACCAGUUUCUUUGAUCCGAGACAAGAAGUCUAUGAUGUCAAGGAAUCAAAGGACAGUCUUGACAUGAAUACAAACUCAACAUCAACGACCGACACUUUAUCAUCACCAUCGACAUCACAAACAACAACAUCUACAACUGCACCAGAUGCAGACGCAAUGACAUCAACUACGACGACAACAACAACAUGUACAAUAGAAACAAACCGAGAUGUUGGCGAAGGGGGAGGCCAACUACCUCCUCCUCCAACAACCAAAGAAGUAAUUGCCGACGACUUCCUCUAUGUCAACUUCAAGAACCUGAACGAGCUUAAUCAAGCGAUCGCACAAAGAGAGAGACGCAACUCGUCUCCAUGA